UCACAGUGUUUGCGGAUGUGAUACCCGGGUUUCGCUUUUAUAAAUGCAAAACAUCAGAGUGGUUUUGACCUUGCAGUCGAAGAUCUGCCAGAUCAAGCGUUUACAAAUUUCUUUAUAUGCAUCGAGCUUAGCUCAAAACCUUCAAGAUUGGGCUGAGAGAAAAUUUCAGGCGCAUCUCUUCGGAUGCAGGGCCUAAAAUGGCGACGGAUCGGACGAAAAGAGCCAUUAAAGUUGGAUUUUACGACAUCGAGAAUACCAUCGGCAAAGGCAACUUCGCAGUGGUGAAGUUAGCGAGGCAUCGGGUAACUAAAAGCCAGGUUGCCAUUAAGAUCAUCGACAAGACUCAAUUGGAUGAAACAAACUUGAAGAAGGUCUACCGAGAAAUACAGAUUAUGAAACUUCUCAAUCAUCCACACAUCGUAAAACUGUACCAGGUCAUGGAAACGACAAGCAUGUUGUAUCUAGUGACAGAAUACGCCAGCAACGGAGAAAUGUUCAAUUAUUUGUCCAAUGGCGCUCUUCCUGAAAAAGAGGCGCGUAGGAAGUUUGCCCAGAUUUUGAGUGCAGUGGAGUAUUGUCAUAAGAGACAUGUUGUGCAUCGGGACUUAAAGGCUGAGAAUCUCCUUCUCGAUCAAAGCUACAACAUAAAAAUUGCUGACUUUGGUUUCGGUAACUACUACACGCCUGGCAGUCCACUAAACACAUGGUGUGGCAGCCCACCUUACGCUGCCCCAGAGGUUUUCGAAGGGAAACUUUACCAUGGACCUCAGUUGGACAUUUGGAGUUUGGGAGUCGUUCUAUACGUACUUAUCUGCCGAGCUUUACCAUUCGAUGGUGGAACUUUGCCAGCUCUUCGAGAUCGAGUACUGGAAGGAAGGUUUCGCAUUCCAUUCUUUAUGUCCACAGAAUGCGAGCACUUAAUCAGACACAUGCUCGUUAAAGACCCCAACCAAAGAUAUACAAUCGAACAGAUCAAGAAACACAAAUGGAUGCAAGCCGACCCUGCAGUGAAAACUAUCUUAGCUUACAAUGACGAAGUUAAGUUUGAAGGAGAUAAGAUACUGGACGAGUACAACGAACAAGCGUUAGAACUUAUGCAAGGGCUUGGUAUCGACAUCGAAAGAACGAAAAAGGCUCUGGUCGAAAACGCAUAUGACCACCAUACAGCUAUUUAUUACUUAUUGGUGGAUCGAUUACGUCAACACAGAGCGAGCUAUCCUCUGCAAACCCAGCUAGAGACCAGUCUCCGUCGGCCAAGUGGGAUUGCGGAGGCUGCUGUUGUAAGGGGGAGUAAGAACAAUAUUGUGGUAGUGCCAACUCGCGCCGCUCAACGGACCGUCCCGGCACAACCUGCGAGACCAUAUAUUCCUCUGCAAUACGCUAUUAAUGAACUUCACGAGCGCAUUCCGACGCCGCCUGAAAUAAGGCGGGAAAUUGCUACGGAAUGUGUCAAAGAACUGUCGCCGCUUCGUGAACCUGGACUUAAAGCGCGCUCAAUUUCACCGCGGCAAAUGAUAGGACCUACAUUAUCGUUAGAUAACAGUGUCAAUAGAGAAACGGACUUAGAUAUUGAGGCUGCGAUUGUAGAAAAGAUGGAAAGCGAAGACGUGGAUGAGAAAAGCCCUAAAGCAAGGCGACAUACGGUUCACACCAUGCCGAAUAAACCGCUGAUAGUCCCGCCAUAUCACCCUCUACUUGCUCGCGGUGCUUCCGAGGAAGUUCUGGAGGAAGGUGUUAUACCAACGUUUCAAAUGAAACCAGCUAUUGUCGUUUCACAUUGCGGACCUGGUACAACUUCUACUUCGUCCUCCUCACCGUUUGCAUCACAUCGAGGCUCAGGACAACAUUUGCACGAUCCCAGGUCGAAUUUCCACGUGCCGCUCGGGCGGCGUGCGUCUGAUGGGAAUGCUGUGGCACUAGCGUUUCAGCAAAAUUUGAGGAUUACAUCAACACAAAAUAGGAUUAAAAAACUGCAACUAGAGCAUCAAAGACUUCAAGAGCAAUACCAAAAAUCGCUAUCGCCUUCCGAGCUUACAGAUCAGCAGGCAGUUCACGCUGAAUACAAACAAAAUUAUGAUCAAAUGCGGGAGGAAUUACAGAAACAUUACGAGGAGCUUAUGGCAAACAAUGAACAAGAUAGAAGUGAUGGCAGAAUGGAACCAGUUGCUGAACAGAAAACUAGUUUUCAACAAGAAAAACAGGCUCCGUAUUUUCAGCCUCUACAUCAUCAACUUCAACAGCUUCAUAUCGAUGCGAGGCACAACCCAUUACGGCGCAUGCCUUCCUAUAAACAAAAUCCACACAAACAGGUCUUUCGAACAUCUUCCUAUAAACGCGCGCAAAUAUGUGGCAUGUUGCCUCCAUUAGAGAACGGAUCGCCGACGGAAUCCCUUGAGAACACAGAACCACUUGUCCAAGCAGAUACUCAAAAUGUUGGGAGAUAUUCUAUAAUCUCGCUGUAAAAAAAUUAGAACGAUUGCCAAAGACGUUUCGUUACGAUAUUCUCGGUCCUGCGGGUAGGAUUUUCGCACAGCCCCACAAUUUAUUGAGCAUACAGUUCUUGGAUAGAGAAAGUAGAGGCGAAAUCAGUGGAUUGCCUUUUGGAAUACGGGUUUGUCUUAGAAGAGAGUGGGGCUGAACGGAAAUCUUUCCACGGUCAUUUUGCAACUUAUGAAAGGCGACUACGAAAUGUCAGUUGUGAAAGGAAGAAAAAUCAAAGGCAGUUAGUGAAACCUUUGGAUCUUUUGGCGAGUUUCAAUACGAGCAUGGCAGAUUUGAAUUCAUCUUUGAAGCGAAACGCUAUGAAACCUUGUACUUUUCAAAGCUAUGUUGUUCUCACGAUGAGCAACAAACUUUUCACUCAUUCUUAUCCAAAAACAAUCGGAUCAUUUCUCUUUAAAUUCCAUAAAACUACUAACGUGUCGUUUAAAAAUAAAAAAUUUACGGCUAUUGCAUUUUCUCACCAAAACAUCCAACGCUUCCCAUUCGCUGACUCUUUAACCAGAAAUAUUUGAAAUUCUGCAACAUGUAUUCACACUCGCCUUAAGAACUAAAGGUCGAGGGAAAGGAUUAAAACGAUUUACGAAUGAAGAAACUCAUCGCAGAAUCUUGGCCUAGGUUUUUAACUGGAUGCCCGCUUUUAACAUCGAUACAACGAGUCUUACGAGAAACUGAAAAAUGUUUCGCUUUGUUAAAAACAUCCUUUAAGAUCGUGUUCACGCUACCAACAGUUGAAUUAACUCUAAACUGCACUUGGCCACUAACACUAUAAAAACAACUCAAUAAUUAAAGCUAGCUACUAAAUUUAUAUAUUCUUUAUAGAUAUAUUUCUGAUGAAAGUAAGAGUGUAGGUUUUUUAUGGUCCUUUUCAAACAGAGAGUAGAUUUCUAAGAUAUAUCAGAGCCCUUGUAUAUAGCCAGGAAGAAAAAGCAAAUACAAAAAAAGAAAGGAGAUAAAUGUACACAGGUUGUUCCUUUUCACGCCUCGUGGCUUUGAUCUUGUGAACGCUAUACAAGCUGUAAAGGUGCAUUGCGUUUUUAGUAAAAACAAAAAUUAAAGCAGAAAAGACAAUAUGUA
Messenger RNA from Stylophora pistillata, 3576 nucleotides. RefSeq names its product serine/threonine-protein kinase SIK1. Gene Ontology annotation, molecular function: ATP binding; tau-protein kinase activity. Gene Ontology annotation, cellular component: cytoplasm. NCBI's taxonomy places the organism in Eukaryota, Metazoa, Cnidaria, Anthozoa, Scleractinia, Pocilloporidae. Gene Ontology annotation, biological process: protein phosphorylation; microtubule cytoskeleton organization; intracellular signal transduction. The record is from RefSeq and is a predicted model, not a curated record.